Messenger RNA from Heteronotia binoei (common prickly gecko), 2360 nucleotides. It is a transcript of the gene SMNDC1, whose product is annotated as survival motor neuron domain containing 1. Gene Ontology annotation, cellular component: nucleus; precatalytic spliceosome; cytoplasm. The record is from RefSeq and is a predicted model, not a curated record. The transcript is spliced from 6 exons. Gene Ontology annotation, molecular function: RNA binding. Gene Ontology annotation, biological process: mRNA processing; regulation of alternative mRNA splicing, via spliceosome. Lineage: Eukaryota; Metazoa; Chordata; Lepidosauria; Squamata; Gekkonidae. The coding region runs from base 195 to 911 and encodes 238 amino acids.
UGGGUGUGUUCUUAACGGUCAUGUGACAGGGACUUCAGUUCCCGUUCUCCUUGCGCGACCUUCUCGCGAGUAUUCGUUCCUGUCGCCCGGGUUCUUUGCGUCGUCGCUAAGAGCAGCAGGAAGGAGACGUGCGCGCGGAGAUCUUCGUCGAGGCCUGACGAGACCGAGGGCGGCCCUCUGCGCGCGAGGCCAAGAUGUCAGAAGACCUUGCAAAACAGCUAGCUAGCUAUAAAGCUCAACUCCAACAAGUUGAAGCUGCUUUGACUGGAAAUGGAGAUAAUGAAGAUUUACUAAAACUAAAGAAAGACUUACAGGAAGUUAUAGAAUUAACCAAAGAUCUUCUUUCAACACAACCUUCAGAAACUCUUACAAGUUCUGAUAGUUCUGCUUCUACUCUGCCCGUUCAUACUUGGAAGGUUGGAGACAGAUGUAUGGCAAUAUGGAGUGAAGAUGGACAGUGUUAUGAAGCUGAAAUUGAGGAGAUAGAUGAAGAAAAUGGUACAGCUGCAGUCACCUUUUCGGGAUAUGGCAAUGCUGAAGUCACACCGUUGCUGAACUUGAAACCUGUGGAAGAAGGAAGGAAAGCAAAAGAAGACAGUGGGAACAAACCUAUGUCCAAGAAAGAAAUGAUUGCUCAACAGCGAGAAUAUAAAAAGAAGAAAGCGUUGAAAAAGGCCCAGCGAAUCAAAGAGCUGGAGCAGGAGCGAGAGGAUCAGAAAGUCAAAUGGCAGCAGUUCAACAACAGAGCAUAUUCAAAAAACAAAAAAGGCCAGGUAAAACGGAGUAUCUUUGCUUCUCCUGAGAGUGUAACAGGGAAGGUUGGAGUUGGAACAUGUGGAAUUGCAGACAAACCCAUGACACAGUACCAAGAUACAUCCAAGUACAAUGUCAGACAUUUAAUGCCCCAGUAAUGGAGGGGGAAAUGGCUAAGCAUCACUUCUGCAGGGCUUUACAUUUACCUUUUUAUUGUUAUAUUUUUCUAAAAGUAAAGUAUUGGUGCAUAGUGGAAAUGGUUGUUUCCAUCACUUGGCUUAUGCAAGUACAAGCCUUAAGUAAAAGAGUAGCUGUUGAGAUGACCCCCUUCCUGUUACUGAACUUACUUAGCAUAAAUAAUACUUAAGUCAAAUGUUUGUUUAGGAAAUUCCCUUUGCAGAUCUCUAGAAUGUUUUCAGUUAGGCAUUUAGUGAGGGUACUGUCAGAACCAACCACCGUAUAAUAAAGUAGUUGUCCCAGCUUUCAUGCUCCUGCCGAUGUGCUUUCAGUCUCUUGUCUUGGUGCAGGGAGAAAUAUGGGGUGCUGUUUAUCUCUGUGGAGUUGUUCCAGUUGUAGCAGAUUUACCUGGAUUUCAUCCUAGUUUGAAUGUAAGAUCAAAUGUUAAUUGAGCACAGACUGCAUCCGCUUCCACGGUUUGCACAAUUGCAAUGAUGUGGGCCACGGGCUCUCCUGUUAGUGAUGCUGUGUGAAAUCUAGAUUUACAAGAAAUAUGCAGGGCAGGAAAAGUUAGAGCAGUCUUUCUUCUUUAUGAACAGAACAUUUUAAAUAAGAAAAUCUGUAGAGUCUAGCCAUGGGCUGAGUUAGAUUUCUCUAGUCACUUUUCAAAGUAGAUUGACAGUUUUAAAAUAUCAAGUAUUGGGAGAAUUGGAAGUAUUUAUUUCCACAGGAGAACUGGUAUGUUCUUUGCUGCAUUUGUGGUAUUAAUAAUGUCCAGCAAGUUUGUUACUGUUCUGCUGAAUCAAACUUUUGAUUUAUCCAGCUUAAUUAAAUGCAGCAGGAAGUUUCUCAUAAUGUCCGACUUUAGCUACAUUAGCAUUGCUGGGCUACUUUGAUUUUAUUUAGGAAACCAUUUGUAAAAUUUCUGGCUGUUUUGUAUCUUGCAGAUGCAGUUGCUUCCCUCUGCCAUAUGUUCUGCUUAUGGUAGUAGCGUCAUCUCUCAAUCUUGAAAUGUGUUUGAAGCAAAAAGUUAAUGUAUAGCCCUGUAUACAGUGUAGAUAAUUAUUUUUGUAAAAUAAGGGGUUAAGUUAAUGAACAAGAUUGAAUUUAGUUAUUUCUCUUACUAAAUAAUUCAAUGGUGUUGCUCAUUAAUAUGAACUCCGUUCCCCAUGUAUAUUAUGUUGUUGUAGUUCCCUUUUGUAAUUUGUUUUCUGAACUAAAAUGAGAUCAGGUAACAUCAGCAUCUGUUGAUAGACUGAUUAGUGAAAAUGUCUGCCAGCUUGCCUGAGUCUAAAAUCCAUACCUAGUAGGUUAGAAUCCAUCCAUUGAGCGGUUCUUCCUGUUAACAGAAGGGGGAGGUGAUUUUUAUGACUGUGUUGAUUUCAGUUUUGUAUGUUUAACUUUUAUUAAAAUAAAGUGUUCAAAAUCUU